AGGUACGUGAGGUUAUAAAAAGCUGGGCGGCUCAUAAACAAGCACCUUCCCCACGAAAACACCACCAGGACUGUACGGUCGACAUCUGCGGCUUUGAAGCAGAGGGUCAAACAACGGCGUCAAGACUGGAGCCUUAAAGAAAAUAACGGGGGUUCCCGUUCAAAACACCACAGUCAUCCACCUACCGCCGUAAUCUGCAUUGAUUCUGAAACAGGCCACUGUUUUGGAAUUAACUGCAAAUUGCCAUACAUCUCGACCACCGCUUUCACCGCAACAGACCCGAAGCGUAUCGCCCCUAAAUCCAGGACAAAAUGGUCCAAAACAAGAUCACAGAAGUAACUGGAUUCCAUCGGUCAUUCAAGGGCCAAAACCCCUUUGAAUCCGAUGAGUUCUCCAAAACAGGAUCCCAUCUCCUUGAUUCGACCUUCAAUUUUGACUGCUCUGCCCGGCGUGACAUGCCAUCCAGCCAGCCAAUUGAUAUACCAGAUGCCAAGAAGAGGAAUAAGAAGAAAAAGAGGUGCCGGGCAACUGAUAGCUUCUCUGGACGAUUUGAGGAUGUGUACAGACUCCAGGAGGAGAUCCUAGGAGAAGGUGCAUAUGCCCGAGUCCAGACCUGCAUCAGCCAAAUUACCAACAAGGAAUAUGCUGUCAAGAUAAUUGAGAAAAGACCUGGACAUAGCCGCAGCAGAGUGUUCCGGGAAGUUGAGAUGCUCUACCAGUGUCAGGGACACAGAAACAUCCUGGAGCUGGUGGAGUUCUUUGAGGAGGAGGAGAAGUUCUACCUGGUGUUUGAGAAGCUGAGAGGAGGUUCUGUGCUGGCCCAUAUCCAUAAGCGGCGGCACUUCAGCGAGCAGGAGGCCAGCAUUGUGGUGCAGGACAUUGCCAGUGCUCUGGACUUCCUCCAUAACAAAGGAAUGGCCCAUAGAGACCUGAAGCCUGAAAAUAUCCUCUGUGAACAUGAAGAUCGGAUCUCCCCUGUUAAAAUCUGUGACUUUGACCUUGGUAGCGGCAUCAAGCUCAACAGCGACAGCUCCCCCAUCUCCACCCCCGAGCUGCUGACCCCGUGCGGCUCUGCAGAGUACAUGGCUCCUGAGGUGGUGGAGGCGUUUAGCGAGGAGGCCACCAUCUACGACAAGCGCUGUGACCUCUGGAGCCUGGGGGUCAUCCUCUACAUCAUGCUGAGCGGCUACCCGCCCUUCGUGGGCCACUGCGGCAGCGACUGUGGCUGGGAGAUGGGCGAACCGUGCCACGCCUGCCAGAACACUUUGUUUGAAAGCAUUCAGGAGGGGAAGUACGAGUUCCCUGAGAAGGAAUGGGCCCACAUUUCUUCAAGUGCCAAAGACCUCAUCUCCAAACUGCUGGUCCGGGACGCCAAGCUCCGUCUCAGCGCUGCUCAGGUUCUCCGCCACCCAUGGCUGCAGGGGGGUGCUAUCGACACCCUCUCCGCCAUUCUACUUCAGAGGAACAGCAGUGCUAGGGACCUGACCUUCUUUGCUGGGAAGGCGGUAGCCAUGAACCGGCAGCUGGCGGAGCAGGAGGUGCUGGAGGAGCAGCAGGAGCAGGAGGGGGCUCGGCGCCCCCUGGUGGUGACGGUGGGCGUUGGCUCCGCCUCCAUGCGCCUGUCUCCGCCCUCCGAGUCCAAGCUGGCGGCGCGGCGACGUCAGAGGGGCAGCCUGCUGAAGGGGGCGCCCGUCUCCGCCAACGAGCUGCGCCAGCUGCUCGCCCCCCUCGUCAUCAUGGGAGACUGUGCCUGAAACUACCCCCACCCCACCCCAACCUGCCCCAACUGCCCCAACCUGCCCCAACUGCCCCUACUGCGCCAGCUGCUCGCCCCCCUCGUCAUCAUGGGAGACUGUGCCUGAAACUACCCCCACCCCACCCCACCCCACCCCACCCCAACUGCCCCCUCUCCCCUGCCCCGGCCCCAGCCCUGACCCCCGACCCCUAUGGCUUCAGAGCCGCCUGACCCACAGCCCUGCCUGGUCCACACACCUCUGCAGUCCUGGACCCUGAGCUUCCACACACACACAUAAACACGUGCACACACACACUACAUGCAUACUUAUACACACUUACUUACAUACAUACUCACACACCCAUGCACACCCAUACAUCCCUUACACUUACAUACAUCCAAUACCUGCAUACCCAAACAACACACACACACCCAUGACCUGCAUACCCAUACACACAUGCCACUCCCCAGCUGCCCUCUGCUUCCAUAGCACUUUGAAAAGCACAGCAGCCCGGCGUGUCCAGGAGUGUCCAGAGGUGUAGGGAUCAGGGCCCCCCCCGCCCCCCCCUAGAUCGUACUCGCACGGAGUGCCCAAGUAGCCUUUGAUUUGUCCAGUCUAUGGCAGAGUAUUGGAAGCAAGCUCACACACCAAAGGCCCCCUCCCCGUCUACACAACGCGUGCGCACACAUACACACCCCGUUGCUGCUUCCAUAGAAACAAAAAAAUCCACUGUGAAUUUAUUCUUUUUUUUUUUCCAUCUUUUUUUUAAGAUAUUUUUUUAUUUUUGUUUUCAUUCCCUUUGGCCAUGCUGGUCAGUUGAGUUUAUGUGGAAUGUAUUCCUGCUGUUCGGCCGCCACGCACGGCCCCCCGUCUCACGGCACACAGCGCUCUGUCUCGCGCGCGUGCGCACGCACGCGCAACGUCCCCGGUGUCCAGCAUCGGACGGAAGAUCAGAGAGACACACACACCUGACCUGACCUGACCCCCUCACACACAUCCAGGCUGGCAGAAGAAAAUAAAGCCCAUUAUUUUGCACUAGAGUCUCUAGUAUAAUUUAAAGACGCAUUAGUGUAAGUCCCUGAGGAAACUGGUUCUAGUGGAAUAGUAGUAAUAACGAUAAUAAUAAUAACUACUGUGAGCUCUCCCCUCCAAAAUGAUAGAGAAUUGCAGUCGUGUCCUUAGCACUGCUAAUAAGGUGUCUGCUGGGACCCUUAAUGAACUCCACCGAGCGGUCUGUUUAGGCGGAGUGAGCUUUCAGGCCAUGCUUGGAAUUGGUAUUCUGUCUCUGCCUCUUUGAGCAAAGACGUAAAGAGUUUAAUGGAAUUGAAGGUUCCCUUAUGCUUUGAGGCUAUGCCAUUUAAACGGCCCAUGUUAACCCCUAAGCUUUAAGCCUGAGGAUGACGCAGCCGAGAGCCUGUCAGAGCUGCCAAGCGUGAGUGGCGCCAUGCACACGUUUGCUGUCAGCCUCACAACUAGUGUUCAAAGGUUAAGACAAGCACAUUGUUCCGGACGUGACUUAGAGCAAUGAUUUACCUUCACAUUGGGCAACACAGCUCUGCAGCUGUGACAAUAGCCCCCAGGUAUUACCAAUGCUGUCAGAGUGGGGAUCUACCAUGACUGAAAGAGAAGGGGCACAUCCAGGAAAUAAUUUGGAAUAUAGUUUUAAACAUAAUUUAAAACCUGGGAAAGCAUUCCAACAACAACAAACAACAAAAAAAACAAAAACUACAAAAAAAAAGUCUUCCAAGAAAAUGUAGCUGUACGGAUAUGUAUAAGUUCCUUUUAAGGUUUACUUCUCUUAUGUUGAUGGGACAACUCCAUGUCAGAUUCACAUUGUGCCACACUGAUUUUACAUUCAUGUUAAGCUUUUAUCUACAAGUGGGUGCUGUCCAGAUGUUCAGGUGCAACGCCAGAUAUUCUUUUUUAAGCUUUCUUUUAUUGUUCUUUCUUUUUAAAUGUUAAUGGUCUUGAAUAUUGAUGGAAGUUCAAGAUGGCGAUCAGGAGUGAUCCCAGUUGUAAUGUAAGGAAAGAAUGUUUUCAAGAGGAGAGUAUAGUUAAGCGACGAGCAUUGCCCUGUGAAGGCAGCAUGUAAUUCUUCUACUUUGUUUAAAGACGAGUGUUGGCAAUGAUCCCAUCUGGUGAGUGGUGAGGUGCGGUCUCCCCUGUCACCUGUUGGUCUUUAAAUGGUCUCGACUGGCGAUGUCUGCCUGUUUCGGUCGGACAUCUUUGCCAUUGCCAAAGUCUGCACUUCUGAGAAGUCUUGAGACCCGAGUUCCGCUUCCCCCUCUGGUGGGUCUGGGCGUGGCACGCUCAAAUCACCACGGUGACGGAAUUUCUCGUAAGCAUUAGCAGAUUCUUCUGAAUGUGGGGGCAUUGCCAACCCUGCUGUUUGGUACUCUGCAUAGAAACGCUGAUAACAGGACACUGAUUGUAAACCUUUUUUAAAAAACCUUUCUACAGUCGCAUCUUUGUGGGUGUUUAUGUCUUAUAGUAAGACUUACUUGAAAUGUAUAUGCAGCGGUUUCCUCCAAUUUUUGCUUGGGAAACUUCCUUGCUUAAAAAAUAAUCUGAUCAAAGCAUUCAUAAGCUGAAGAAGGCUAUCUCUGGUUUUGAAAGUAACUUCUACCACUUUAGUUCAGUAUUCUGUCUUUACUUUUUUUUUUUUUUGCCUUCAAUGUUUUGUCCAUGAUCAUUUAAACCACCGAUAUGGAUUCUUCAUAGGAUCAGGAGUUUCCAAAUGUGCACAAAGAAAUCGGUGGCAAUUGGCUCAACAUCCUCAGAAACACUUAUAAAGGGUGAAAGGUCUUCCAAAUGCCACCCUUUGUCCAUUGCGUUUAGUUGUGGACUGCCUUGUACCAGGAGACAUGGGAGAAGCUGUCAAUGUUUAUUUUAUGUUCUGACUACAGUAUUGGGCAACACUUCAAGGCUUUGGUUGAGUUCUCCUCCCAGCUAGAUGAAAGUAGCCCAACUGUUAAAUUGAGUUUAACUCAAAUUUAUCAAAACUUUUUUUUUUUUUUUUUUUUAAUGUACCUGUUCUGAAUUCUUGGUUUUGAUUUUUUUUUUUUGUAAGUGUCUGAUUCUGUAGCCUUCGGGCUGCUACUCUUGAGUGUUAUUGAUGCUCCCGUUUCUGGCACUGCUCAUUUCCUACCCCCAAAUCCUCAUGGGAAGAAUUUUUUCCUCUUUUUUUUUAUUUUGGAAAUGUUCAUCUUUGGGAAACAGAAACAUUGAUUUGAAGCACUUUACUGUACCAUGUGACUGACCGCAGUUCACGCGAAGCAAAAUUUAUGACUGUUGUUGCAGAUUUUUGUAUUGUUUUUCUAAAAAAUAAAAAAAAACAAGAAUAAAAAGUG
Messenger RNA from Sardina pilchardus (European sardine), 5086 nucleotides. RefSeq names its product MAPK interacting serine/threonine kinase 2b (gene mknk2b). Lineage: Eukaryota; Metazoa; Chordata; Actinopteri; Clupeiformes; Clupeidae. The coding region runs from base 312 to 1754 and encodes 480 amino acids. Gene Ontology annotation, molecular function: calcium-dependent protein serine/threonine kinase activity; ATP binding; calcium/calmodulin-dependent protein kinase activity. The transcript has 14 exons. The record is from RefSeq and is a predicted model, not a curated record. Gene Ontology annotation, cellular component: nucleus; cytoplasm. Gene Ontology annotation, biological process: peptidyl-serine phosphorylation; intracellular signal transduction; protein autophosphorylation.